UUUCCGCCAUUAAUAUCACCUCUAUUUCCCUCUCUCACUAAAUGUAUUAUUUGUACUCUUCCACUAGUUGCAUGUUCAUAUUGAUGUUGUCACCUCUCAUCUGUUUCAUUAAUUGAAACCUGCCACAUUGUUUGUUUUUGCAUAUCUUCCUAGAAAUUUUCACCCGCGUAUAUUUGCUGGACUUCCGUGCCGUAUCUCAUCAAUUAAACUCAUUUUUCUUCAUUUUCCUCCCCCAAUUUGCACCAACUAUGACGAUUGCGCCGACGGCAAUAGUGAUUGUGCCCUUAGCAGUGUUCUUCUUCAUUUCCGGCCUCAUCGUCAAUUCAAUUCAGGCGGUAUGUUUUGUGCUAAUAAGACCGCUAUCGAAGAGCACUUAUAGGAGGAUAAAUAAGGAGGUGGCUGAGCUACUGUGGCUCGAGCUCGUGUGGCUGGUUGACUGGUGGGCUGGUGUUAAGAUUGAAUUGUACACUCACACUGAGACCUUUAAUUUAAUGGGUAAAGAGCAUGCACUUCUCAUAUGUAAUCAUAAAAGUGACAUUGAUUGGCUUGUUGGAUGGGUUUUGGCUCAGCGAGCUGGUUGCCUAGGUAGCUCGUUAGCAGUUAUGAAGAAAUCAUCAAAGUUUCUUCCGGUGAUAGGAUGGUCCAUGUGGUUUUCUGAGUAUCUCUUUCUUGAAAGAAGCUGGGCAACAGAUGAAAGCACGUUAAAGGUGGGACUGCAACAGCUGAGGGAUUUCCCUCGACCAUUUUGGCUAGCUCUCUUUGUUGAGGGUACUCGUUUCACACAGGCAAAACUUUUAGCAGCUCAAGACUACGCAUCCUCAACUGGGCUACCUGUUCCAAGAAAUGUGUUGAUUCCUCGUACUAAGGGUUUUGUUGCUUCAGUAAGUCAUAUGCGUUCAUUUGUCCCAGCAAUUUAUGAUGCAACUAUUGCUAUUCCCAGAAGUUCUCCUACACCAACCAUACUGCGACUAUUUAGAGGGAAAUCAUCUGUGGUGCAUGUCCACCUUAAGAGACACUUAAUGAGGGAUCUGCCAACAACAAACGAAGAUGUUUCUCAGUGGUGCAAGGAUGCCUUUGUUGCCAAGGACGCUCUAUUAGACAAGCAUAUCUCUGAAAAUUCCUUUGGUGAGCACCGGCAAGACAUUGGGCGCCCAGUUAAGUCCCUUCUGGUUGUUACUUCUUGGGGAGUUUUACUCAUCUUGGGGGCUUUGAAAAUUAUCCAGUGUUUCUCUCUCUUCUCCUCAUGGAAAGGCAUCACAUUUUCGGCCAUUUCUUUGGGAGUUGUCACUGUUCUCAUGCAAGUCUUGAUUCAGUUCUCACAGUCGGAGAGAUCCACCCCUGCAAAGGUUGCGCCAUCUGCAAAUGGGAAGAGCUCUUCGCAGUCUAGACAAGAAAAACAACAGUAAGUGUUGUGUAUCAUUUUGUGUUAAGUUCUUUUAGUUUAGAGUUCCUCGUUGGAUGGGGUUGGAAUGCAUACGUUUAUCAAAUUGAAAAAUUCAAAAAGUAUUUGAAUGUUUGAUAAUUAAGUUGCUUAUUUUUUUAAAA
This is a messenger RNA of Salvia hispanica, 1545 nucleotides long. Its product is annotated as 1-acyl-sn-glycerol-3-phosphate acyltransferase 2. The record is from RefSeq and is a predicted model, not a curated record. Lineage: Eukaryota; Viridiplantae; Streptophyta; Magnoliopsida; Lamiales; Lamiaceae. Gene Ontology annotation, molecular function: 1-acylglycerol-3-phosphate O-acyltransferase activity. Gene Ontology annotation, cellular component: endomembrane system.